Paramormyrops kingsleyae is the source of this 2663-nucleotide messenger RNA. The record is from RefSeq and is a predicted model, not a curated record. NCBI's taxonomy places the organism in Eukaryota, Metazoa, Chordata, Actinopteri, Osteoglossiformes, Mormyridae.
CACAUGAUUCCGUCAUUUCCGGCGCACCCACCGACGUCGCUAAGAUCUAGUUGUGUUUUUCCGGGUAAACACGAUUAACUGUUAAAAAAAAACCUACAGAGGAGUAAGAGGAAAAAGCGGUGAACCAAAUUAAACUGAACAGUUGCAGACAUCGGAGCCCGAAGAAAGAUUCCGGACAGAGUGAUAAUAUUUUGGAUCUGUUUGAAAGGGAGGAGACCCACAUCUUUCGUGUUAAUCGCCUUUUUCGAUCAGCAUCGCUUCAGCUAUGACCGGGGGAGUUACUGGUGGUCCCGCCCUGGCGGCGAAGAGCUGGCCCCGCUGGCUCCUCUUCUGCCUGCAGCUGAGCCUCGGCAUUCCCGCUUUGGUACACGCAAGUUGCCCUAGACCUGAAUCCAGUGCAGAUAUGGUCUUGGCUGGGGAAGCCCUUCUUAAGAAUGAUUUCCCUGAGGGGUCAACUGCUACCUUUCAGUGCAGUGUUGGUUAUGUGCGGGAUAGUGGCCAGCCAGACAUCACCUGCAACGAAGGAAAAUGGACCGAAGUAACCCUGAAAUGCAAAAAAAAAUCCUGUGGUUCACCUGGGGAGGUGCAGAACGGGAGAUUUGAUUUUACUAAUGGGAUUGAAUUUGGUGCCGUAAUCAAAGCAUUUUGUAAUGAAGGCUACGAGAUUGUAGGUCAGGAUUAUAGACAGUGUCUUGAUAAAGGCUGGACUGGAAGAAUUCCUACAUGUGAAGUGGUACAGUGUGAAGAGCCUCCUGAAAUCCCGAAUGGAAAGAUUGUAUCAAAACCCCACAGUGAAUUCCCACAGUAUCGGGAUAUCAUUCAAUACGAAUGCAAUGCUGGCUACACGCUUUUUGGGAAAAUGAAUAUAAUGUGUAAUGCAACUGGGGAAUAUGAACCACAAGCUCCGGCAUGCAGCAAAGGUAUCAUUUGUGAAACUCCUAAGGUUCCCAAUGGCCACCGGAUUGCUGGAGCCCCGCCACCUUAUAAAUUAGACUAUUUUGUCACAUUUGCGUGCAACAAUGGCUAUGAAAUGGACGGCAGGCCAGAAAUGACAUGUACAGUAGAAGGCUGGUCACACGGGCCAACCUGUAAUCCAGUGACGCCUCUCUUUCCAACUGCUGGUCCGACAAAAGAUCCAGAUGAAGACCGGGACGCCAAAAAGCAUGAAACUCACUGGGAAAUCAUUGUGACAGUUGUUGCUGUUCUUAUUGCUGUUGCUGUUGGUCUUUGUUGUUGUUGGGUCUACUUCUCCCGCAAGAAAAAGGGUGAUUACUACACCAGAGAGGAAGACCUCAAGGCUGUGACAACUUAUUAGGGUUUGUUCUCAGAUUCUUGCUCAAGGACAGCAGCUUAUAACCGGACUGCUCCCGCUCCUUAAGGUCAUCCUCACUUUAAGAGAUGACCAUCAAGUCUCACCCAGCUGCCACGGCGGCCCCAGCUUUCACUGUGCAGCCUCCUGUUUUCUCGCUUGACGUGUUACACAGCGGACUCACCCCGGUAGAAGCUUCCCAAGCUAAUACAGCCAUUUAGACAUACUGGAGCUGUUUUUGAUUGGUUACAAACCAGCCGGACGUCUUAUUAAUGACCAGAUGUGGAUAGUUCAGGUCCAGAAACUAAAAAAUACAGACCAAGAUUUUAUUUCAACCAACCAGUUGAGUAUAAAGAGUCACAGUCACAGAGUACUCAGCUGGUUGGUUGAAACAAAAUCUUGGUCUGGAUUUUUACUUUGUGGACCUGAACUAUCCAUCUGUUAAUGAUACAGUAUUGUGUCGUGCCACAGGACAUUAGUUAAUUAGGUUUUUAAAUAAAAUGUUAAUAUCACUAAGGCACUUAGAAUUUAGAAUUUAAUAAUGAUGUACAUAUGACAUUGAGCUUUCUGAUUUUGCUGGUUGUGUGCAUGUCUCAUUUCUGCCGGAAGGCUCAGCAAGUCUGCCUUGUGUAACACAGAAACAACGUCCUUCAGGAGUAAACCGGCCUCCCUAAUGGAAGUGCGCUAAAGCAGCUUUUUCAGACGGAAUGUGACGUGCCUUUCGUGCCCUGAAAGCGGGGCUCCCGUCAUUCCUAUCCGUACGCGCCAUGAUACUUGCUUGCCUAGUGGCUACGAGCAGAGAGCGAUUUGCUGCCUUAAAGUUUGGUCGGGUGCUUUCUGUGUGUCCCUUGUGCUCGUUGCUCUGACAGACUUUAAAUUUACAUACUAAGGGUGGGGGUUGACAUGUCCCCACCCUCUUUAACACAACUGCUAUGUGUAAUUACAUCACCGUCUAAUCUUUGUCCUGUCUUGCCUAUACUGCGUGCUUGCGUGGGUGUGUGCGUGCGUGCGUGCUUGUGUGCAUGUGUGCGUGUGGCUGGGUAUAUUUAUCGAUUUAAGGUGCAUACAUGGUUGUAAUCUUUAACCACUACUUAAUUGUUUCCACGACUUGUCCUCUGUUAUUACUGUAAAUAUUCUGGGAAAAAUGCUUCUCUGAAAACCAUCACAUCGCCCAAAGUUUGCUUGUAAAUGUUUUGAUUUUAUAUACAAUAGGCUAAUGUACCUAACAAGUUAUUUAUGAAAGGAAUUGCUCGUACAUCGCAGUGGAAUAGAAAAGUGUCAGGCCUGGGAUUAAUGCUGUAUUCCCACUGCCUAUGCCUUUCAUGUAUUCAAUAAAUGAAGGGCUUUCUCAGUU